Molecule: messenger RNA, 2581 nt
Organism: Condylura cristata (star-nosed mole)
Lineage: Eukaryota; Metazoa; Chordata; Mammalia; Eulipotyphla; Talpidae
Gene: IFFO1
Product: intermediate filament family orphan 1
Exons: 10
Coding region: 48-1733 (561 amino acids)
Source: RefSeq, a predicted model, not a curated record
CAUCCCGGCUCUGCGCUGGUCUCCAUCUCCCAGCAGAAGGCGCAGCCAUGAAUCCGUUAUUCGGCCCCAACCUCUUCCUCCUGCAGCAGGAGCAGCAGGGCCUGCCCGGGCCGCUGGGGGACCCACUGGCCAGCGACCACUUUGCCGGGGGAGGGGACGUGACUCCGGCUCCGCUCUCGCCCGCCGGCCCGCCUCCCUACUCGCCGCCCGGCCCGGGCCGGACGCCCCCCGCCGCCAUGGCGCUCCGCAACGACCUGGGCUCCAACAUCAACGUGCUCAAGACGCUGAACCUCCGCUUCCGCUGCUUCCUGGCCAAGGUGCAUGAGCUGGAGCGCCGCAACCGACUGCUGGAGAAGCAGCUGCAGCAGGCGCUGGAGGAGGGUAAGCAGGGCCGGCGGAGCCUGGCUCGCCGCGACCAGGCCGUGCAGACCGGCUUCAUCAGCCCCAUCCGGCCCCUGGGGCUGCCUCUGGGCGCCAGGCCGGCCGCGGUGUGCACCCCGUCGGCGCGCGUGCUGGGCUCGCCGGCGCGCUCGCCCGCCGGCCCCUUGGCGUCGCCGGCCGCCGGCCUCUCGUCGUCCGCCUCUUCCACCUCUACCGCCUACUCCUCAUCGGCCCGCUUCAUGCCCGGCACCAUCUGGUCCUUCUCUCACGCCCGCCGGCUGGGGCCGGGACUGGAGCCCACGAUGGUGCAGGGGCCUGGCCUGUCGUGGGUGCACCCGGACGGGGUGGGCGUCCAGAUCGACACCAUCACCCCCGAGAUCCGCGCCCUCUACAACGUGCUGGCCAAAGUGAAACGCGAGCGGGACGAGUACAAGCGGAGGUGGGAAGAGGAGUACUCGGCGAGGGUGCAGCUGCAGGAGCGCGUGGCGGAGCUCCAGGAGGAAGCCCAAGAGGCUGACGCCUGCCAGGAGGAGCUGGCGAUGAAGGUGGAGCAGUUGAAAGCGGAGCUGGUGGUCUUCAAGGGGCUCAUGAGCAACAACCUGACGGAGCUGGACACGAAGAUCCAGGAGAAGGCCAUGAAGGUGGACAUGGACAUCUGCCGCCGCAUUGACAUCACCGCCAAGCUCUGUGACGUGGCUCAGCAGCGCAACUGUGAGGACAUGAUCAAGAUGUUCCAGAAGAAGCUGGUCCCAUCCAUGGGGGGGCGGAAGCGGGAGCGCAAGGCUGCCGUCGAGGAGGAUACCUCCCUGUCCGAGAGUGACGGGCCCCGCCAGCCCGAUGGGGAUGAGGAGGAGACCACAGCCCUCAGCAUCAACGAGGAGGUGCAGCGCAUGCUCAACCAGCUGAGGGAGUAUGAUUUUGAGGACGACUGUGACAGCCUGACUUGGGAGGAGACUGAGGAGACCCUGCUGCUGUGGGAGGAUUUCUCGGGCUAUGCCAUGGCAGCGGCAGAGGCCCAGGGAGAGCAGCAGGAAGACAGUUUGGAGAAGGUGAUUACAGACACCGAAUCACUGUUCAAAAGCCGGGAGAAAGAGUAUCAGGAGACCAUCGACCAGAUAGAGCUGGAGCUGGCCACCGCCAAGAAUGACAUGAACCGGCACCUGCACGAGUACAUGGAGAUGUGCAGCAUGAAGCGCGGCCUGGACGUGCAGAUGGAGACCUGCCGCCGGCUCAUCACGCAGUCUGGAGACCGAAAGUCUCCUGCUUUCACUGCGGUCCCGCCUAGCGAGCCGCCGCCGAGCGAGGCUGAGGACUCCGAUCGUGAUGUCUCAUCUGACAGCUCCAUGAGAUAGGGUCGCGCCUCCAGCUCGCUGCCGGGAGCCCCGCUGGGAACACACCCAGGCAGCGGGGUGGGGAUUCACCGAGGGGAACAUUUGUCCAGCACCCUGAGAACUGGAGUGCCCCUCCCUUGGGCUUCCUGCCUUGGUCCUGGGACUUCCGGAUCUUGGGCUUCUGCAGCGAGGCUUGGGGUGCCCUCCCCGGGUGCCCCCCAGCUGGGGCGCUCUUGCCUUCGUGCCCGGGUGCCUGCUGCUUCCCCACCUUCAGAGCUGCAGUGAUGGCGGCCCCCACCCCCACGGAGCAAGGAACACGGCAGUCGUCUCCUGCCACCUGGGGCCUAGAGCGGGCUCACCCUGAGUCUGUACUGGUGCUAACUGGCCGGGCACUGGGAUGAGCUGAUCUGGACUGAGCACUGCGGUCGGGGGCGCCUCUGGCCCGGAGGUGGAAGGUGCCGGGCAGGGCUGUCCUCAGGGCAGAGGUGCCGUCACGACCCUUCCUGUGGAAGUGGCGGGCAUGGAGGCACCCGUGUGCCCUUCCAGGUGGUGGCUUCUGGGUCUCGCGGGUGCAGUGUCACGAGACUCCGGGUCUGCCCCGCUCUUGCCAAGUGAGGGAGGCGGUGGGCGUGUGCGCGCGUUAGCUCAGGGUUGCGGUUUCUUCAGGUGUCAGUGGAAGAUGGGCCGCCUAUGCCCACGGGCAGAGACGUGCUGGACUUGGAGAAGCUCUGAGUUGGGGACGUGACUGAAGAGACCUCAGUGUAACCGCCUGGGAGAGGCUGUGUGAGCUGACAUUUGAAUGGAUCUUUAAUAAUAAUGAAACUGACGAGUAUUUAUUGAACAUGUAUGUCACCGGUUUCCAGCAUUUU